GUGUGAGCUUUUAUUUGUAAUAUAUUGAUUUUAGUUGACUAUUUCACAUCGACAGCCGGCGGGGACAAAUGAUUAUUUCAAAGCAAGUGAAUUUGGUGAUGCCUAUCGCCUAGGCCGCUCUUUUUAUAUCUAAACACCUUUGCACGUCUUCUAUAAUUAUAGCACAGGUCUCAGCCAUGGAGAAGCAAGCAACAAGCAAGGUCUGCUGCGUUACUGGAGGUUCUGGAUAUUUAGGUUCUUGGCUUGUUAAGAAGCUCCUCCAUAAAGGCUACACUGUCCAUGCAACCCUACGAAACUUAGAUGAUAAAUCGAAAGUUGGGUUUUUGAAGUCCCUGCCUGGCGCACACACCAAACUGGUUUUAUUCCAAGCUGAUAUCUACAAUCCCGACGAGUUCAAACAUGCAGUUCAGGGGUGUGAAUAUGUGUUUCAUGUGGCUACUGCAAAGCAAACAGCCGACACUCAAAGCUCACAGGAAAUCAUUGAAGCAACGGUUUCAGGUGUGAGGAGCAUCGCCGAGUCCUGCCUCAAAUCGCCAAGCGUCAAACGACUUAUCUACACGGCUUCGGUUAUGGCAGUAUCGCCAUUAAUGAAAGAUGGAUUCAACGUCAAAUCUUGCGUGGAUGAAUCGUAUUGGACUAAUGUUGAUGUUGCAUCAAUCCAUGGCCUUCAAUAUAUGCGGACGUAUACUAUAUCGAAAACCUUAGCGGAAAAAGUGGCAUUGAGCUAUAACGGUGAAGCGAAUGUUAAUGGCGACAAGCUCGAAGUUGUGACUCUUCCUUGUGGGCUUGUUGGAGGAGAGACUCUGCUUUCAUUCGUGCCUUUAAGCGUCGCCGUCAUGUUUUCGCCGCUUACUGGGAACUCAUCUACUUUGGUGGCCUUACAAUACAUGGAACAGCUUCUGGGAUCGGUUCCUAUAGUUCACAUCGAUGACGUUUGCGAUGCCCAUAUCUUCUGCAUGGAGAAACCCACCAUGGCCGGCAGAUUCAUCUGUGCCGCAGCUAAUCCAACCAUCAGACAAAUCGCAACCCAUUUUCGAGAAAAUUAUCCAAAAUACCAGAUACCAGAAGAGUUGAUGGGGGAAGAAAAGGAAGGUAUCGCAUGGGACAGCAGCAAACUGGUGAAGAUGGGGUUUGAGUACAGGGAGGACAUGGGAAAAAUAUUGGAUGAUAGUGUAAAAUGUGGAAGGCGACUUGCAGCUGUGGGCUCCCUCUGUUACUGAUGUUUUGUUGUUUUAUACGUAUAUGGUGCAGCCAUCACUUAUUAGAUUUUGUCACGGACACAGGAAUAAUAAAAAACUGUAUUAAUGUUUAUUGGACUACCACAUUC
Messenger RNA from Gossypium raimondii (Peruvian cotton), 1327 nucleotides. Its product is annotated as putative anthocyanidin reductase. Gene Ontology annotation, molecular function: 3-beta-hydroxy-Delta5-steroid dehydrogenase (NAD+) activity. The record is from RefSeq and is a predicted model, not a curated record. The transcript is spliced from 5 exons. NCBI's taxonomy places the organism in Eukaryota, Viridiplantae, Streptophyta, Magnoliopsida, Malvales, Malvaceae. Bases 177 to 1220 code for a protein of 347 amino acids. Gene Ontology annotation, biological process: steroid biosynthetic process.